Molecule: messenger RNA, 419 nt
Organism: Soboliphyme baturini
Lineage: Eukaryota; Metazoa; Nematoda; Enoplea; Dioctophymatida; Soboliphymatidae
Source: the annotation of a GenBank genome assembly
AUGGUUUUUUUUGCGUGUAAAGUAUUUUCGUGCGUAAAGACUGAUGCGUAUCAAGUGGUAGCACGAAUUGUCUCUAGGUAUCGAAAAUGGGACCUUGGAAAUGGCGUUGUUCUUGUGUGCCGCUGCGAACAUGACGGCAUUAUGCUGGGACCGAACGGAGAAAAGCAGUUCUUGACUAUCAAAGCUUUCAAUGAGUGGGACUCGCGGUUCUCGGGAGGCAUCGAAUGGCGAACGAAGAUCGACGUUCAGCGUGGAGCAGUGUUAGCCACUGAGCUGAAAAAUAAUAGCUGUAAGCUGUCCAAAUGGACUGUUCAGGCUAUAUUGGCUUGCUCUGACUACAUCAAGUUUGGGUACUCUUUCUCUGAUAUUAUUCAUUUGAUUCUGUCAUCAUAUGAUAAAGUUCACAGGCAUGUAUGAAC